Molecule: messenger RNA, 2766 nt
Organism: Lutzomyia longipalpis
Lineage: Eukaryota; Metazoa; Arthropoda; Insecta; Diptera; Psychodidae
Exons: 2
Coding region: 90-2681 (863 amino acids)
Biological process (GO): signal transduction
Source: RefSeq, a predicted model, not a curated record
AGUUGGCGUAUGAUUUUUCAAACAUGCAUUGUUUUUCUUCAUCCGCGUAAGAGAAAAAAGCCAGAUUUUGUAAUUAAAUAUUUGUGAAAAUGAAUGUUUUUGUGAAUAAUAUUGAAGAUAAAGAUGCUCUGCAUACGUUGGUGCUGAAGGAACUCCGUGAAAAUGGUAUUAAAUACCAGAAAUCAAAGAAGCGUCAAUUGGGUCAGGACAAAAAUGGCUCAAGGAGGAUUUUCCGCAUUCCCCUGCAUCAACUGGAGCUCACAGAUGUUUUUCUCGUCAACGGGAGCAUCGUUCAAGUGCCCCAAUUUGUUUCCGAUGCAUGCCAGAGGAUUCUCGAGGAGGUCACAACGGAGGGAUUAUUUCGCAAAGCAGGUGCCACGGCACGACAGAAAGGCAUUCGGGCAUUGCUGGAGAAUGGGCAGUGCUUGGAGAAAGCUCAUCAUGUAAUUGACGUGGCAAAUGUCCUCAAGAGCUUCUUCCGUGAACUUCCGGAAGCUCUCCUGCCCAGAGGGAACAUUCAGGAUGCAAUGCUCCGAUGUCUCUUCACGGAGCACAAGCUGAACACCCUCUUGCUGACGUGCCUCCUUCUGCCACCGCUCACACUGAAUCUCUUGACGUUCUUCAUGCAAUUCCUGCACACUGUUGCCCUUCACAGCGAUCAGAAUCGCAUGACAAUUCAGAAUUUGGCCAUAAUCUUCACACCGAGUCUCAUGCCACUACCGGAGAUGUAUCCAACGCGCCUGGAGAACUACGUGAAGAUCAUUGAGAUGCUAAUUGAGAAUUCAGAUCGCAUUGGAAUUGUGCCAGAGCGGUUUGUCAAGGGGCAUCAGACAACCGAGGCGGCUACCCUCAAGGAGGAGAAGAAGCGCAAAAAACGACGAAGUGGCUCCCUAACGAGGGUCUUCAAUGGGCUCAAGAAGAUUGUCGGUGUGAGGGGCUCUGCAGAUGAUCUCGAUAAGUGCGUUGAUGUGAAUCCCGUCACCCCGUGCCUGACAAAAUCAACGAAGAAGCGCAAAGCUGCCGAACAGGUGGGAAUGAGUGCGAAGAAGAAGAAACAAAUUAUGGCUCUACUGCCCAAUGGGAGCCUCCUGCCCAGCACACCGAUGAUCACGAAGGACAACAAGAAGCUACGACUCAGCUUUGGCUCAUCAUCAUCGAGGCGCAUCACGAAGUUUCCCGGUGUGGAGCCACCGGAAACCAUCACGGAGAGCCACAUUGAAUUGCCACAAAUGGAGAGACGCUGGAGUGUCGUUGGGACACCGAUAAAGAAUGAGACAACGGGAGAAUUUGAUGGGGAUACCACGAAAUAUUUCUCUCCAGUUGUUUCCCUGCCAUGUUUGACAUUCAAUCCCGAUGCAUCCGGGCAUCAAGAUAUGGGCACAAGUACGGAAUUUGCAAGUGUGCAGACUACACCGGAGAAAACGGGCAUGAAUGAGAUGGAGGAGGACAAGGAUUAUGUGAAAAUUUCCAAGAGUGAGUAUCAGGCAUUGAAUGAGAGAGUUGCAGCCAUUGAAGCACGAAUCAGCCAGGAAUUCUCCCUGCCCACUGCUGUGGCCACCCUUCCGGCGGACGCUGAACUCGUCCAGGAUGUCUAUGAGCAAACCCUGGAGGAGACAGAGUCCCUUAGUCCGCCAGCAACGGAUGAACUUGCACGCAGAUUGAGUCGUGACCUCAAGAUACGCCGUAGUGGUGAAGGGAGAAUCUUCCGGUCGCCGAGUGCUCGCAAAAUUGGCACAAUUCGUCGACGAUCCCGUGAAUCUGCUGCCAGGGUGACACGUACAAAGUCCUGGCAUGUGGGUAGUAAUGCAGAUCGUGUGAAAUUUGCUGGGGAUUUGCCAUUCUACCCUUCCAAAGGAGCACUAAAACGUGGUCGUCCGAAUACAGUUCAAUCGGGUCUUCGACAUCCCAGUCCAGCAGCCACGGUGCGGAGUGGGAAUCAGGCGGAAGCAGCACCAGCAGCAGAAGAUCACGAGAUGUGGACGAGUGCUGAGGAAUUUUUCGUGGGACAACCACAAAUGGAGACGGAUGAUGAGAAAAUUGUGUUCAUAACGGAAAAGAAGAAGGAAAUACCGGCUUUUGGGGAUGAGGAACAGAGGAUGGUGUUGAGAUCAGCGGCAACUGCACAGGCGGACACAGAAGUCACAAGUCCGAGAUUUAAGACAAAGAUUGCCGUUAGUGGUACACCGAUGCUUCCCCCGCGGGGUAUUCCGCCAAAGAGGACAACACCAAGGCCACAGAAAGCCUUCCCAAAGACUCCAUUUGAGCAGCAGCAGCAGCAACUUCCGCCCACUGGGAGGGCAUCAAUUGCACGUUUACGGAGUCAAAAUGCCGGGAUGGUGGCGGCGAAGGCGAAGCUCUUUGAUGGUAUGAGUGGCGAAGAGGGACGCACAGGAAGACCUCCGGAUGUGGAGGAUGCAACGCCCAAAAGGGUAGGACGUUGUCCACGAAGUCAGAGACUCUGCGAUGUGGAUGCGAGUCGUGCUCUACGCCCCGUUAAUGCUGAUGGCGGGAGGACAUUCCUCAAGCCACCAGUGAUUAAGCCAGCACCACUUGAGAACACCCCGAGGCGCCUUGUGAAGGUUCCAGCGCGUCUUCACAGCCCCAAUACACCCAUGAGGGCUUUUCGUGCCAAUUCUCGUUCACCACGUGUGCCAAGGAACUACCGCUCUCCACGUCAUUAGUCAUCCCACAACAAAAGAAAAAUUAAUAAUUCUAUUGGAAUCUUAUUGAGAAAAAUAUAUAUUGUGUAAAAUUAUCCUGGAAAAA